Carlito syrichta (Philippine tarsier) is the source of this 2165-nucleotide messenger RNA. It is a transcript of the gene AMT, whose product is annotated as aminomethyltransferase. Gene Ontology annotation, molecular function: aminomethyltransferase activity; protein binding. Gene Ontology annotation, cellular component: mitochondrion. NCBI's taxonomy places the organism in Eukaryota, Metazoa, Chordata, Mammalia, Primates, Tarsiidae. Bases 119 to 1444 code for a protein of 441 amino acids. The record is from RefSeq and is a predicted model, not a curated record. Gene Ontology annotation, biological process: glycine catabolic process. The transcript is spliced from 9 exons.
GACCUACCCUGAAUAAAUAGCUAGCGGAAAGCGCCCGAGGCUGUUUCCCUGUGGUUUGGAGUCCCAGCACUCCCUGCUGUAAAUCCCAGCCUGCCCUCGGGACUGCCCGCCUCCUCUUAUGAAACUCUGGGCGGUAGAGCGACCUGUCCGAGUAGGGACUCGGACUACAUCUCCCGGCGUGCCUGGCACAAUAGUGGCCUCUGUGCGCCGUCUGCCUCGGUUGCAGGCGACAAUGCGGCAGGCUGUGAGCAUGGUGUCCCUUCUGGGCUUUCGCCUGCAGGCACUCUCAUCGGCCCUGGGUCGUCCGCUCAGUUGCACACAGGAUGUACUUCGCAGGACACCACUCUAUGAUUUCCACCUGGCCCACGGCGGGAAAAUGGUGGCGUUUGCGGGUUGGAGUCUGCCAGUGCAAUACCGGGAUAGUCACGUGGACUCGCACCUGCACACACGCCGGCAUUGCUCACUCUUUGAUGUGUCUCAUAUGCUGCAGACCAAGAUACUUGGUAGAGACCGCGUGAUGCUGAUGGAGAGUCUAGUGGUUGGAGACAUUGCAGAGCUAAGGCCUAACCAGGGAACACUGUCGCUGUUUACCAAUGAGGCUGGAGGCAUCUUGGAUGACUUGAUUGUGACGAACACUUCUGAAGGACACCUCUAUGUGGUGUCCAACGCUGGCUGCUGGAAUAAAGACUUGGUCCUCAUGCAGGAAAAGGUCAGGGAGCUUCAGAACCAGGGCAGAGAUGUGGGCCUGGAGGUGGUGCAUAAUGCCCUGCUGGCCUUGCAAGGCCCCACUGCGGCCCAGGUGCUGCAGGCUGGCGUGGCAGAUGACCUGAGGAAACUGCCCUUCAUGACCAGUGCUGUGAUGGAGGUGUUUGGUGUGUCUGGCUGCCGUGUGACCCGCUGUGGCUACACAGGAGAGGAUGGUGUGGAGAUCUCAGUGCCGGCUGUAGGGGCUGUCCACCUGGCAACAGCUCUGCUAGAAAACUCAGAGGUGAAGCUGGCAGGGCUAGCAGCCAGGGACAGCUUGCGCCUGGAGGCAGGCCUCUGCUUGUAUGGGAAUGACAUUGAUGAACACACGACACCUGUGGAAGGCAGCCUCAGUUGGACAUUGGGGAAGCGCCGACGAGCUGUUAUGGACUUCCCUGGAGCCAAGAUCAUUGUUCCUCAGCUGAAGGACAAGGUGCAGCGGAGGCGUGUGGGAUUGAUGUGUGAGGGAGCACCAAUGCGGGCACACAGUGCCAUCCUGAAUAUGGAGGGUACCAUGAUUGGUAUGGUGACCAGUGGAUGCCCCUCGCCCUGCCUGAAGAAGAAUGUGGCGAUGGGCUAUGUGCCCUGGGAAUAUAGUCGGCCAGGGACAACGCUGCUGGUGGAGGUGCGGCGGAAGCAGCAGAUGGCUGUGGUCAGCAAGAUGCCCUUUGUGCCCACACACUAUUACAUCCUCAAGUGAAGAUGACCCUUAAGUGAUGAUGACAGCAGGGCCGUCCUCUUAGGAGUCUUGCUCUGGGUAGCAUUCUACAAGGGGUUAGGAGGCUGGACAGAAUUCACUGGGGGUGGACAGCUACAUUGGAGGCUGGUUCUAUCUGUCAGGAAGAAGGGGCCAUACCUUAUAUUCUCCCCACCCAACCCAUGCCUUUCCAACUUCAGGAUCCCAUUUGAGUGAUGGACUAGCUCACCCAGUAUCCUGUUUCAGUCCAUAAUCCCACUGAUGCCCGCAGGUGGGAAAUAAGAAGCACUGAUUCUGUAAUCUCUCUUACUCUGCCAAGGGCUGGCUGUGGAGCAAAGGCUCAUCUUUGUGAGGGGAGGGGAUAAAACCUGCCCAACCUACCUCACCACAGUUUCUCACAUUGCAAACAGUUACUAUCAUGGGCAGUUUGCUUUCCAUGAAUGCAAACUGUUGCCUCUUCCUGGGCAGGAAUGAUUCCUGACUCACAGUAUGGCUGCUAUGCCUGUGUGUAAACUUGGGGAGGGCUGAGUCAGAGUCGUCUUAACCUGCUGUCCAGUAGCAAACCAUGGCAUGCUCACCACCUGUUCUGAGCCCCAGGGCUAUUGUAGGGCAAGCUGGGCUUCUUCCUGGACUUAUCUUAUUACCCUGGGCUGACCUUUACCUCUGGAACUCAUUACUGAACUCCACUGAGUCCUGAAAAAAAAAUUAAACCUUAUUUGCCACA